This is a messenger RNA of Fonsecaea pedrosoi CBS 271.37, 1389 nucleotides long. RefSeq lists its product as uncharacterized. The transcript is spliced from 2 exons. The coding region runs from base 1 to 1389 and encodes 462 amino acids. Lineage: Eukaryota; Fungi; Ascomycota; Eurotiomycetes; Chaetothyriales; Herpotrichiellaceae. The record is from RefSeq and is a predicted model, not a curated record.
AUGCUGGAUGAGAAUUUGCCGACUUUUGUCCUCAAACCGUCCAAAGACAAACCGAAGCAAUUGUCCACCUUUCUCUUUUCCCAGCAUGGAGCUGAUUAUGAGCCUUUCUACACGGUACGACAUCUAGACCCAGAUAACCAUGCUUCGAGAAACCGAUAUGCGGCAGCACUUUACGAUGCCUUUAGUCCCGAAGUCCUCUAUGCCGAAGUCCUGCUCAUCCCAGAAUGGACCCAACCUCCUCCUCUAUCCGAACAAGCCAGGUUAAAUGGGGCGAUCCCACCCCCUCCUGAACCCAUCCUCCCCUCCGAGUUCGUAAUACAGCUCUACAAUCCAGAUCAACAGAUAGUAGUGAGGCACAAGGCUGCGAGCUUCAACAGAUCCGCAUCGUGGGAAUUCGAGAUGCCACAACAGACCUUUCGGCCUCCAUCUGGGUCUGCGCUUGAUCGCACCCAAUACGACCCGGCUGCUUCAGAGGUUACACCCAAAAUUGUUUUCAAGUGGAAGAAAGACAGCAAGUUUUCAAAGGAUCUGGCAUGUUUCAUGUCUGGGAAGAGUACGGAUAUAGAAGGAAAGGCCAAACACAGAGACCCAGAUAUCACUGUGUCGAUAUUCAAGGCUCUGAAAGAGUUGACCCUGUAUGAGCCAAAUCUGCAGAGGGUAGAUAUCGAGGAUCUCAAAGGUUUCGAGGUGGUCCUCCUGCUUGGAGCUGUGGUGAUCCGUGAUGUGUAUUUUGGUUCUUUGAAGGAGACCUUUAAUCUCAACGUGAACAAGAAAUCCAACCCGGCUAGUCCAAGUACCGGCCCUGCAAUUCUGCAAACAGAUGCCAGACCUCAGCCAGUCUCGCCCACCCACGAACCGCGAGUGCCACCCACAGAUCCACGGACACAGUGGGAGAUUGAAGCCGAGUCUGCUCGAUUGCGGAGGCAAGCGCUAGAGGAAGAGAGACAAAGACGGCGCAGAGAGGAGGAGGAGGAGCGCUUGACUAGGCAACUCUUGGAGAGAGAAGAAAAGGAACAACGGCGAAGAAAGCAGGCGGAAAUCCAACAGGAGACUGAGCGGCUCAAGCAAAUGUAUGGGCGGGAAGAUGCAUCUGCUCGUCCAGAUCUUCCUCCUCGAGAUCCACGACAACACAGGCACCACUCCGAAGCCGGACAAUCAGCCUUUCUCGAGACACACCAAGGACAACAUCCCGUUACUCCAUAUGUGAAUGCCUGGGGGGGAUACUCAUCAGGUCCUUACAUGUCAGGAGCUGCUUCACAAUCAAGUUUUCUCGCACCUGCGCCUGCGUUGCAACCACAGAUCAAACCAAAAUCGAGCAUUUUCAAUUUCCGGCGCCGGAGCGAUCAAGAUACAAACAAGUUGCAAAGAAAGCGAAGUGCCGUGUUUUAA